This is a messenger RNA of Tripterygium wilfordii, 941 nucleotides long. Its product is annotated as lysine-rich arabinogalactan protein 18. NCBI's taxonomy places the organism in Eukaryota, Viridiplantae, Streptophyta, Magnoliopsida, Celastrales, Celastraceae. The coding region runs from base 50 to 733 and encodes 227 amino acids. Gene Ontology annotation, cellular component: plasma membrane. The record is from RefSeq and is a predicted model, not a curated record. The transcript has 2 exons.
GCCACUAUUACUCUCUCUGUGUAUCUCGCUGUCUCUAAAUCUUCAAGCCAUGGAUCGUAAUAGCGUGCUCGGACUUGCAUUGUUAUGCGUCAUUGUAGCCGGCGUUGGCGGUCAAUCGCCUGCUGCGUCACCGACUACAACUCCGGUGACUGGCACUACACCUACUUCAGCUCCAGCAAAGGCUCCAGCCAAACCUACGCCUUCUCCGGCAGUAACUCCUGCAUCCGCACCAUCGGCUACUACUCCGGCUGCUUCUCCUUCAAAGCAGGCCGUUCCUGCACCUGUACAGACACCUGCAGCUACACCUCCGGCAGCUACACCUCCGGCGGUGACUCCAGUGAGCUCACCUCCCGCUUCCGUUCCGGUGAGCUCUCCUCCAGCAAAAUCUCCCCCCGCACCUGCUCCUGUCAGUACACCCCCUGCCAGUUCUCCCCCCGCACCGGCCACCGCACCUCCCGCACCAGCCACCGCACCUCCCGCUCCUACCACUGCACCGACAGCGGAGGUCCCUGCUCCGGCCCCGAGCAAGAAGAAGUCCAAGAAGAAGCACCACGCACCAGCUCCUUCGCCAUUGCUUGGCCCUCCCGCACCUCCAGCGGAGGCUCCUGGACCGAACUCGGACGUCGCUGCCUCUCCCGGCCCUACACUGGAUGAUCAGAGUGGAGCAGAGAAGAUGAGGAGCCUUGUCGGUGGAUUGGGAUUGGUGUGGGCUGUUCUCGCGUUGAUAUUCUAGAAUCUAGAUUACUCUUUGAUGGAUAAUCUUAUUUCUUUUAAUCUUUUGACACGCCUGUUCUCUUCGUUGUUACGAUCGAGGCCACAUGUGAGAUUAUUUAUUUUGUCUUAUUAAACACAUUCGCUUUUAUUCUUUGGGAUAUAUUUUGGAGGAAACUUAUGUAGUUUUGUACUUAAUUUUUUUUGGUUACUUAUGGUGUUUCUCUUAA